UCGGCCAAUCAGCCGCUGGCAUUGCGUCAGAACGUCGCGAUUGGGGGUUAGGAUAUAAAGUCGACGUCAGCUCGCUGCGGCUUAGUUCAGUGAGCGUCGAAGAAGCAGAGAUCUCGUGAGUUCGUCGCAUUGAUCGUCAGUCUUGCACAAGACAGCGAUAUCUACUGCAGCUAGAAGCUUUCACCCCAAAAGAGCACCAUGCAGAUUUUCGUGAAGACAUUAACGGGAAAAACCAUCACCCUCGAAGUCGAGGCCUCCGACACGAUCGAGAACGUGAAGGCAAAGAUUCAGGAUAAGGAAGGGAUCCCACCCGAUCAGCAGCGUCUCAUCUUCGCCGGAAAGCAACUCGAGGACGGACGUACUUUGUCCGAUUACAACAUUCAGAAGGAAUCUACCCUUCACUUGGUACUUCGACUUCGAGGUGGUAUGCAGAUCUUCGUGAAGACUUUAACGGGGAAGACCAUCACGUUGGAGGUUGAGGCUUCCGACACUAUUGAAAAUGUCAAGGCGAAGAUUCAGGAUAAGGAAGGAAUCCCCCCGGAUCAACAGAGAUUGAUCUUUGCUGGAAAACAACUUGAAGAUGGUCGCACGUUAUCCGACUAUAACAUCCAAAAAGAAUCGACUCUGCAUUUGGUUCUUCGUCUACGCGGUGGUAUGCAGAUUUUCGUCAAAACCCUGACUGGAAAAACGAUUACCUUGGAAGUGGAAGCAUCAGACACCAUUGAGAAUGUGAAGGCGAAAAUUCAAGACAAAGAAGGCAUUCCACCUGAUCAGCAGAGACUGAUCUUUGCGGGUAAACAGCUCGAGGACGGACGAACUUUGUCAGACUACAAUAUUCAGAAGGAAUCUACUCUGCAUUUGGUACUCCGACUUCGUGGCGGUAUGCAAAUCUUCGUGAAGACUUUGACGGGGAAAACCAUCACUUUGGAAGUUGAGGCUUCCGACACGAUCGAGAACGUGAAGGCAAAGAUUCAAGAUAAGGAAGGGAUCCCACCCGAUCAGCAGCGUCUCAUCUUUGCUGGAAAGCAACUUGAAGACGGACGUACUUUGUCUGAUUACAAUAUACAGAAAGAAUCUACCCUUCACUUGGUACUUCGGCUUCGAGGUGGCAUGCAGAUUUUCGUGAAAACUUUGACGGGGAAGACCAUCACGUUGGAGGUCGAGGCCUCCGAUACCAUCGAGAAUGUGAAAGCUAAGAUUCAAGACAAAGAAGGAAUCCCGCCUGAUCAGCAGAGGCUCAUAUUUGCGGGUAAACAGCUCGAGGACGGACGCACUCUGUCCGACUACAACAUUCAGAAGGAAUCUACCCUUCACUUAGUACUUCGACUUCGAGGUGGUAUGCAAAUCUUCGUAAAGACUUUGACAGGAAAGACCAUCACGUUGGAAGUCGAGGCUUCUGACACUAUUGAAAAUGUCAAAGCGAAGAUUCAGGACAAGGAAGGAAUCCCCCCGGAUCAGCAGAGAUUGAUCUUUGCCGGAAAACAACUCGAAGAUGGUCGCACGUUAUCUGACUAUAAUAUCCAGAAAGAAUCCACCCUCCAUCUGGUGCUUCGGCUUCGAGGUGGCAUGCAAAUUUUCGUCAAAACGCUAACCGGAAAGACGAUUACGUUGGAGGUCGAGGCUUCCGACACCAUCGAGAAUGUCAAGGCGAAGAUUCAAGACAAAGAAGGAAUUCCACCCGAUCAGCAGAGGCUGAUCUUUGCGGGUAAACAGCUCGAGGAUGGACGGACCCUGUCUGAUUACAAUAUCCAGAAAGAAUCCACCCUCCAUCUGGUGCUUCGACUUCGAGGUGGUAUGCAGAUCUUCGUGAAGACUUUAACAGGAAAGACCAUCACGUUGGAGGUUGAAGCUUCCGACACCAUCGAGAAUGUCAAGGCGAAGAUUCAAGACAAAGAAGGAAUUCCACCCGACCAGCAGAGACUGAUCUUCGCGGGUAAACAGCUCGAGGAUGGACGGACCCUGUCUGAUUACAACAUCCAGAAAGAAUCCACCCUUCACCUGGUGCUUCGACUUCGAGGUGGUAUGCAGAUCUUCGUGAAGACUUUAACAGGAAAGACCAUCACGUUGGAGGUUGAAGCUUCCGACACCAUCGAGAACGUCAAGGCGAAGAUUCAAGAUAAAGAAGGAAUUCCACCCGACCAGCAGAGACUGAUCUUCGCGGGUAAACAGCUCGAGGAUGGACGGACCCUGUCUGAUUACAACAUCCAGAAAGAAUCCACCCUUCACCUGGUGCUUCGACUUCGAGGUGGUAUGCAGAUCUUCGUGAAGACUUUAACAGGAAAGACCAUCACGUUGGAGGUUGAAGCUUCCGACACCAUCGAGAAUGUCAAGGCGAAGAUUCAAGACAAAGAAGGAAUUCCACCCGACCAGCAGAGACUGAUCUUCGCGGGUAAACAACUAGAAGACGGACGCACCCUGUCUGAUUACAACAUCCAGAAAGAAUCCACCCUUCACCUGGUACUUCGACUUCGAGGUGGUAUGCAGAUCUUCGUGAAGACUUUAACAGGAAAGACCAUCACGUUGGAGGUUGAAGCAUCCGACACCAUCGAGAAUGUUAAGGCGAAAAUCCAAGACAAAGAGGGUAUCCCUCCCGAUCAGCAAAGAUUAAUCUUUGCGGGUAAACAACUAGAAGACGGACGCACCUUGUCCGAUUACAACAUUCAAAAAGAAUCUACGCUUCACCUUGUACUUCGUCUCAGAGGUGGCAAUAUCUAACUAUUUAUUACUAUGUUCUCUCAUUUACUGUCUUAGAAAUGUUUUGUAUCUUUUUUUCGAUAUAUCAGGAUUAGUUACAUUCAGCAAAAGAUUGGAGGAAUAAAUAAUUUAUUUUGCGCAGUGUA
Molecule: messenger RNA, 2840 nt
Organism: Harpegnathos saltator (Jerdon's jumping ant)
Lineage: Eukaryota; Metazoa; Arthropoda; Insecta; Hymenoptera; Formicidae
Gene: Ubi-p63E
Product: Polyubiquitin-63E
Exons: 2
Coding region: 199-2715 (838 amino acids)
Molecular function (GO): protein binding
Source: RefSeq, a predicted model, not a curated record